AUGGAACCGAUUGCGGUCAUUGGACGCGUCCACGCGCUGGACGACAAGAGUGGCGGCGAUCACACCGUGGGGCUGGGUGUGUGUGAAUCCACUGUCACGUGGAUCCAUCACGCCGAAGAAAAGCAGUUUGUGCUCAACCACAUCGUCGACGCUUCCGAGUCUCCGUCCUGUGUCGUGGGCGGGGACAUGAUCGCAGCCGCGGCUGCCGGCAUCAACACUGCCGUGUUGGCCAUUGGACAGCAAGGCUCGGGCAAGUCCACCACUCUCUUUGACCCUGAUGGGUUGAUCGCGUACGUAACCAAGGGACUGCUCAACGAGCAAUGCACUGUGAGCCUCAGUCUCGUCGAAGUCUACGGCGAUGUCGCCACCGACGUGCUGCAUGGCAAACCACAUGCCUUUCGGCCUCAAUUCCAUCGAUUGAUCGGAGGCUACGGCCCGGACGUCACGCGCAUCGAGCUUACAGACGCAACUAUGCUGAAGCAGGUGUUGCGGUUAGCCGUUCGCGCCAUGGCCAUCGAUGCAAUUGCGUCCAACAAAACAACGACCAAGUCUAGUCGCGUUGUGACGUUGCACGUGGUCUCGAUGGGCGGCGCAUGCUGGUCACGGGUGGACUUUGUGGACAUUGCAGCCUCCGCCAACACCCGCAGCCCCCUCGGGGCGUCAGACGUGGGGUUCCGACUUGAGCAGGGACCGACGACCUUUGCCGAGUGCGUGAAGCUCUUGGCGGACGAUCUGCCAUUGGACAAAGUUCCGUUGCAAGCGUCGUCGUCGUUGGUGACGAUGCUGAGCCACACACUUGGCGGGCGAUGCAAGACGUUUGUGAUUGCGCAUGUCAUCCAAUCUGCCCUUCACAACGAAGAGAACCUCGUAACACUUCGACUCGCCAUGUUGCUCCGAGGCAUAAACAAUCCAGUGGCGCCCAAUGCAUUGGGCCCGACCGCAAUCGUCACACAGCUUGAAGGUGACUUGCAAGGACUGCGAGAUCACUUGGAGCAGGUGAAGCGACAAUUGAAUCGCGAGUCCAAGUCAUUGCACCACGACAGCCUCGAGCUGGACCACCAGCACACACGUGCAACCAUCAAGAACCUCGAAUCCCUCGUCCAUACCUUUCAGAAACCCGCCCUGGAACGAACUGACGACUGGCUCAAGUUCAAACGACGCGUCGACAACGACGAAACGAAACUGGGCACAAAGGUUCUGGCGUGGGAUCGCACGGUGCAUCAUAUUCACCUGGUCCGGCUACACGACGACCGCCUCUUCAGCGGUAUGAUUGGAUACCACGUGGCCGCCUCCGACAGCAAGAUGAGUCGGGACAAGGGCGCCGACGUCGUUCUCUUCGGAGGGGGCGCUGGGGCUGCCAGUUGCGAGCUACAAGUACCGGAACCAGGAACCGUUGAAUUCAUGGUGGCCAUGCCUGGGACGACAUGCUUGAUCAAUGGGCUGCCACUUACUGUGGGGGCAGCACCGCGCCCGCUAGCUCAUGGGGAUACUCUAACUUGCGGGCGUCGCAACGUCUUUCGCGUCGUCAACCCCAACGCGCCAAGCCAAGAGGAUGACCAUGAUAACCAGCACGUCCGAAGUAACAGCCGGAAAGACUGGCUAGAUCGCGGGGCUGUCCUUCAGUCGUACCGGCAUCCACUAGCGGCUGGUUUGACCCACGAAGACGCCCAGCGCCGCUGCCACGUUGCCCUAGCGUCCAUCCUCGAGAGAAUUGCCUCCAUCCGUACCAUGUUUGCGCAGAGCGUGGUGGAUCUAGACGACGAAUCGGAUGUGCAUGAUGUGAUUCUUCAGCGAGGCGCCGCCCCUCCGCCCAAAUACAUGGCCACCCACGUCCGCCCCGAAACCAUUCGGCGGUUAUCCGCGGCGGCCAUCGCGGAAAUGAACGUGUUGGAGUCACGAAUCUACUCUCGAAAUACGAUGAAACUCCUGGAUGCAGUUGACGAGUUUGAUGCAAUGUGCCACGAGAUGGACACCCCCUUGACUGUGCAUGCAGUCCCCAUGGUCAACCACGCUGUGACCACAAACGACGACGAUCCCCUGGAUCGGAUGCAGCUGUCGACGGACGUUUGGGUCGUGCUGGAAAACCCGUCGAAUGGUCGGGAGCGGUUGAUUCUACGCCCGGCCGAGUUUGAACUUCGACUCGCGGUUUUACGCACGCUGUUCCACAUUCAACCUCCCAUUGCUGGGACCAAUCAUGGAGCCUCCCCUUCAUCCCCCCAGAUGCCCCCAAGUGGAGGGGGCAGUGCCGAUGGGAACCCCCUGCAGCUGGCGUCGUGCGAAGAGCGCAUUGGCGUGGCCAGGGUUCACUUGGGCAAGUUGGCCUACUACUUUGAUGUAGAGGACGCGUUGCCGAUUGUGUCGGACGCGGGCCAAGUGGUGGGGCAUUUGAUGGUUCAAAUCCAGCCCCACGUGGCGCAAAACGACAAGAGAACGACUCACCGGAAGGACGUCGUCAAGUAUGUGCACCGUGUAAAUCAUGACGUGGACAAAGAGGAAGAGCUACGGGAGGCGAUUGGCAUGGGUGUGACCGUGGCGUACCGCGUGAAUGUGCGGGGGGCCCGGGGGCUUCCCCCUCAACUCACCAGCAACGUCUUUGUCGAGUACGUGUUCUUUGAAGAUAGCACGGCACACGCGACAGCUCCAAGUGUGUGCAAGUCAAGACACCCUGUCAUUGAGCAAGCGUUCAUGCAUCCAGUGCAUGUCACCGAAGAGUUUUGCCAGUACGUGGCGACAGGAGCACUCGAGUUUCAGGUAUUUGGCUAUCGCGGCGAGCACGUGGUGACAGGCCCCCAGAAGAAACGAGACGAGAUGUACUGGAUGGAAAUGGAAGCCAAGUCGAUGCAGUCAGUGGCCAAGAGCUUGCAGGAGAAGGUUCGAUCACUCGAAGCGAAACUUCACCAACAAGACGUCGAGCUCCGCAUUGAACGACGUAAAACCAACACCAUUCAAGCGAUUCCGAUCGACGGCGACGAAAGCUACCAGCAUGUGCCUCAAGAGGUUGUGGAGGAUAAAUCAAAUGGACAAGAGGUUGAGGCUAAGGACGUGGACGAUAUGGCGUGGCGAAGGCGGCGACAAUUUGACGUGAAAGUCGUUGGGGCGUUGGCCAAGGGGCUCAACGACAUUCGGUCUGGCGUGUGUCUUGUCAUGUGAUAUCAUGUGAUACAGUACUGAAAGGCUGAAUAAACUACAGUAUGGG
Aphanomyces astaci is the source of this 3196-nucleotide messenger RNA. RefSeq lists its product as hypothetical. Bases 1 to 3150 code for a protein of 1049 amino acids. Gene Ontology annotation, molecular function: microtubule binding; ATP binding; microtubule motor activity. The transcript has 12 exons. Gene Ontology annotation, biological process: microtubule-based movement. The record is from RefSeq and is a predicted model, not a curated record. Lineage: Eukaryota; Oomycota; Saprolegniomycetes; Saprolegniales; Verrucalvaceae.